AUGAGCAAACAAAAACAAUUCACCAUCGAAGAAAAAGCAAAUGUUAUUUUUCGUUUAAAAAAAGGUGAAAAAAAUUCCAACAUGGCUAAUGAGUUAGGCAUAGGUCACUCUACAAUUUCUAUCAUAUGGAAAGCUCGAGACAAAAUCGAACAAGAGUUUCAAAAUGAAAAAUUAUCAGUUAAGAAAUUUAGAAAUUGUACACAUACAGAUUUAGAUAAUGUUUUAUUACGAUGGUUUAAAAAUCAAAGAAAUUUAUGCAUUCCAAUUAAUGGAUCAAUUUUUCAACAGAAAACCAAUGAAUUAGCUGAAGGCCUCGGUAAGCAUAAUUUUAAUUGUUGGACUGGUUGGAUUCAAAGAUUUAGAGCGAGGCAUAAUAUUGUGUUUUCUACAAUAAACGGAAAAUCAAAGUCUGUCAAUACUAAAAUAACAAAAAAUUGGCUCGAAAAAGUAUGGCCUAAAUUACGAGAAGGAUACACAGAUGACCAAAUUUAUAAUGCAGAUAAGACUAGAAUUUUUUACAGAAUGCUUCCUAACAGAACAUUAAAAUUUAAAGGAGAAAAAUGUUCAACUGGUAAAAUGUCCAAAGAACGUCUGGCUGUCUUAGUUUCAGCAAGUAUAACUAGUAAAAAAAUGAAACUUAUCAUAAUUGGAAAAUCCCGUAAUCCACAAUGA
Sipha flava (yellow sugarcane aphid) is the source of this 672-nucleotide messenger RNA. Its product is annotated as tigger transposable element-derived protein 4-like. Lineage: Eukaryota; Metazoa; Arthropoda; Insecta; Hemiptera; Aphididae. Gene Ontology annotation, molecular function: DNA binding. The record is from RefSeq and is a predicted model, not a curated record. Bases 1 to 672 code for a protein of 223 amino acids. The transcript has a single exon. Gene Ontology annotation, cellular component: nucleus.